AUGGGGGUAUGGAGCAAAAAGACUUGGGGUAAAUUCAGAGACGGCACGACCACAACUGUGGCGGAACAACAGAAGCUCUGUGGUUUGUUGUUGGGUGCUGCCCUAUGGCUGAAUUUUGAAGACACAGCCAAAGGUGUUUUGGUGUUGGGGGUGGUUUGGGUGCUUUGUACAUUCAAGGGAGAGGGUGGUGAAAUUUUUGUGGUAAUCAAGGAAUGUGAAGAUUUGAAAGAUAGGUCUAGGGAACAGAGUUAA
Molecule: messenger RNA, 252 nt
Organism: Prunus armeniaca (apricot)
Lineage: Eukaryota; Viridiplantae; Streptophyta; Magnoliopsida; Rosales; Rosaceae
Source: the annotation of a GenBank genome assembly